Molecule: messenger RNA, 2250 nt
Organism: Schistocerca cancellata (South American locust)
Lineage: Eukaryota; Metazoa; Arthropoda; Insecta; Orthoptera; Acrididae
Exons: 4
Coding region: 1-2250 (749 amino acids)
Source: RefSeq, a predicted model, not a curated record
AUGAGGGCUCCCUUCGCAGGGAGUGCUGCCUUCGCAUGGGGUGGUGCCUUCGCAAAGUAUGCUUCGUUCGCAGGGAGUGCUGCCUUUGCACAGAGUGCUGCGUUCUCUUGGAGUGCUGCCUUCAAAGGGAGUGCUGCCUUCACAAGGGAUGGUGCCUACGCACGUAGUGCUGCCUUCGCACGGAGUGCUGCCUUCGCAAGUAGUGGUGGAUUCGCAAGGGGUGCUGCCUUCGCACGGAGUGCUGUCUUUGCACAGAGUGCUGCCUUUGCACGGAGUGCUAUCUCCGCACGGAAAGCAACCUUCGCAAGUAGUGCUUCCCUUGCACGGUAUUCUGCCUUUGCAAGUAGUUCUGCCUUCGCAAGGAGUGCUGCCUUUGCAAGGAGUGCUGCCUUCGCAAGGAGUGGUGCCUUCGCAAGGAGUGCUGCCUUCGCAGGGAGUGCUGCAUCCGCAAGGAGUGCUGCCUUCGCAAGGUGUGCUGCCUUCGCAAGGAGUGCUGCCUUUGCAAGGAGCGCUGCCAUCGCAAGGAGUGCUGCCUUCGCUAGGAGUGCUGCCUUCGCAAGGAGGGCUGCCUUCGCAAGGAGGGCUGCCUUCGGAAAGAGGGCUGCCUUCACAGGGAGUGCUGCCUUCGCAAAGAGUAAUGCCUUCGCAAGGAGUGCUGCCUUUGCACAGAGUGCUGCCUCCGCAAGGAGUGCUGCCUUUGUAUGUACUGUUGCCUUCGCAAGGAGUGCUGCCUUUGCAAGGAUUGCUGCCUUUGCAAGGAUUGCUGCGUUUGCAAGGAUUGCUGCCUACGCAAGGAGUGCUGCCAUCGCUAGGAGUGCUGCCUUUGCUAGGAGUGCUGCCUUCGCAGGGAGAGCUGCCUACGCAGGGAGUGCUGCCUUCAGUGCUGCCUUCGCAAGGAGGGCUGCCUUCGCAGGGAGUGCUGCCUACGCAGGGAGUGCUGCCUACGCAGGGAGUGCUGCCUUUGCAAGGAGUGCUGCCUUCGCAAGGAGUGCUGCCUUCGCAAGGACUGCUGCCUUCGCAAGGAGUGCUGCCUUCGCACAGAGUGCAGCCUUCGCACAUAGUGCUGCCUUCACACGGAGUGCUUCCUUUGACAGAGUGCUGCCUUCGCAAGGAGGGCUGCCUUCGCAAAGAGUGCUGCCUUCGAAAGGAGUGCUGCCUUUCCACAGAGUGCUGCCUUUGCAGGGAGUGCUGCCUUUGCUCAGAGUGCUGCCUCCUGCAGCCUUCGCAAGGAGUGCUGCCUUCGCAAGGUGUGCUGCCUUUGCAAGGAGUACUGCCUUCGCAAGGAGUGCUGCCUUCGCAAGGAGUGCUGCCUUCGCUAGCAGUGUUGCCUUCGCAAGGAGCGCCUCGUUCAGAAGGAGUGGUGCCUCCGCAAGGGGUGCUCCCUUCGCAAGGAGUGCUGCCUUUGCAAGGAGUACUGCCUUCGCAAGGAGUGCUGCCUUCGCAAGGAGUGCUGCCUUCGCAAGGAGGGCUGCCUUCGAGAGGAGGGCUGCCUUCGCAGGGAGUGCUGCCUUCGCAAGGGGUAAUGCCUUCGCAAGUAGUGCUGCCUUCACAGGGAGUGCUGCCUUAGCAUGGGGUGGUGCCUUCGCAAGGAGUGCUGCCUUUGCAGGGAGUGCUGCCUUUGCAAGGGGUGUUGCCUUCGCAAGGAGUGCUGCGUUCACAAAGAGGGCUGCCUUCGCAAGGAGUGCUGCCUUCGCAAGGAGUGCUCCCUUCGCAAGGAGUGCUGCCUUCGCAAUGAGGGCUGCCUUUGCAGCGAGUGCUGGCUUUGCAAGGGUUGGUGCCUUCGCAAGGAGUGCUGCCUCUGCAAGGAGUGCUGCCUUCGUAAGGAUAUAUGCCUUCGCAAGGAGUGCUGCCAUCACUAGGAGUGCUGCUUUGCAAGGAGGGCUGGCUUCGCAGGGACUGCUGCCUUUGCAGGCAGUGCUGCCUUUGCAAGGAGUGCUGCCUUCGUACGGAGUGCAGCCUUCGCACUUAGUGCUGCCUACCCACGGAGUGCUGCCUUUGCACAGAGAUCUGCAUUCGCAGGGUGUCUUCAAAAGGAGUGCUGCCUUUGCAAGGAGUACUGUCUUCGAAAGGAGUGCUGCUUUCGCAAGGAGUGCUGCCUUCGCUAGGAGUGUAGGCAUCGCAAGGAGUGCUGCCUUCCAGAGGAGGGCUGCCUUCGCAGGGAGUGCUGCCUUCGAAAGGGGUAAUGCAUUCGCAAGUAGUGCUGCCUUCUCAGGGAGUACUGCCUUUGCAACGAGUGCUGCCUCCCAAUGA